UCGCACGUCACCAUACCCAUCACGGGCUGCUCCGGUGCGGACGCGGCCAGGCUUCCUGCUCCGCUCUGCGGCUCCGUGUCUCCCGCUGCUGACAGAUUUCACAAGAGCUGCGCAGAACAAUGGGGUGCCAGGAAGUGCACGCGGUCACCCUGCUGGCUUUUGUCUGCGGUACAGCAUCCAUUGCGGGCCUUUUCACCGCCACCUUGCUGCCUCAGUGGAGGCAGAUGAAACUCUACACCUAUAACAGACACGAAAAAAACCUGACAGUCAGCGUCGGCAUGUGGGUAAAGUGCACUCGGCAGGAGUGGUCCAGGGAGUGCCUGAUGUAUGACGGCGAGUGGUACGCCAGCGUGGACCAGUUAGACAUUCGCGUCCUCCAGUUUGCCAUUCCAUUCAGCAUUCUCACCGCUGGCUCUGCCCUUAUCCUGUGCCUCACCGGGAUAUGUAACACCACCUUUAGCUCCAACUUGCCGAACCUAAAAAUCGCCAGGUGCAUCGUCAACAGUCCCGGCUGCCAUCUCGUGGCCGGCUUGCUGUACAUCCUGGCAGGUAGCAUUAGUCUCACGCCGUCCAUAUGGUCCAUAUUUUAUAAUGACGUUUUGAACAGGAAGUACGGGCCAUACUUUACCUAUGACAUUGCCGUCUUUGUCGCCAUAGGCAGCUCCGGGGGGAUGUACUUCACAGCGCUGCUACUGUUUUUAUGGUAUUGUGCCUGCAAGUCUCUACCGUCACCAUUUUGGCAGCCUCUAUAUUCCCAUGCACCCAGCAUGCACAGCUAUGUCGCCCCUUCAUACUCGUCCCGGUCCCGAAUGUCAGCCAUCGAAAUAGACAUUCCUGUGGUCACACACACGGCGUAGAUCCAUCCCAUCAUUCCUUGUUGUAGAUGAGUGAUUUUAUUUUUUUUAAUGUUUAUUUGGUGGUUUUAUUCUGUUGAUCGAUAUUGGCAGAUUUUUUUUUUAAUUUUUUAUAUAUAUUCUUUAUUUUUUUUUCAUUUUUGUAAUUGUGUUGCUUCUUUAAGCUUUUGUUAACAUGCCAGGUUUUUAUUUUUUGUAAUUUUUCUUUUUACGAGUUGCAUUAACGUUUAAGCCACUUUCCGCUAUGCCUUGAAACUUCUAUUACGUACAGUGAUGUUUUUGCAUAAUGGAAGCCGAAUCACUACGUAUCGUUUAUAUAGCUGUAAUAUCGAUAUUUUUGGAAGCUGAAUAUUGUCUGUGAAUUGGGUCUCUGCAGUUUCAGAUUAUUACGUAAGCCAUGAAGGAUUUAACGCAAAAUAAGACCUACAGUGGUCCAUUCACAUCCCCUCAUUCUCGAUGCCCAGAGUCACCAGCAUCCCAUUAUAUAUGGACCAAAUGAGUGCCUAAAAAAAAAAACAUCAUUGAAUGUUUUGGGGAUUUUUUUUUAAAUAUAUAUAUUUAAUUAAAAAGAUGUUUCCUGAG
Molecule: messenger RNA, 1436 nt
Organism: Bufo gargarizans (Asiatic toad)
Lineage: Eukaryota; Metazoa; Chordata; Amphibia; Anura; Bufonidae
Gene: CLDN12
Product: claudin 12
Exons: 2
Coding region: 120-857 (245 amino acids)
Cellular component (GO): plasma membrane
Source: RefSeq, a predicted model, not a curated record